AUGACCUCAGACUCAGAUCCCCCGCCGGCCACCAACGCUCCACCACCGACGCGACCUCGUUCGCCCUCGGGGAGCUUCUAUGCCCUGAGCGACGAUGAGGAAGGGGACUACAACACAAUCACGCAUACAGAAACAGGACGGGGCGUCAAGCUUCUAUUCUCUAAGAGCAAGGUCUAUGUUCACCCCACGCCAUCUGCGAAAGAUAAUAUCCCAGGCUACAUAGCCUUACUCCAGCAGAAAGGAGGCUCAAGCGAACGACCGACCUCCUCCUCGUCUCGAGACUCUCGCAAUCCACCUCCCUCCAACCUGCUCCUAGCAUGGCUCCCCGAAACAUCUCUCGGCGAAUCCGAGAGUAUUUACGUCAAGGUCGACCUCAGUGAAGGUGAUUCGCCGCCUAAGCAGUCGUACCUGGUACCCCCUCCGCCGACGGUCACAUCCCACAGAGGCUCUGUAGGCACAUAUGCUUUCGCCAUUCCAGUCAGCGCAAUAUACUCGCUUCUCGUGAGACCACCGAGUCUGGGUUGGUGGUUCGGCUCUCUGAUCAUCAACUCGAGAGCUGGUGAUAGUUUUCCCGCGCUAUUUUUCCACGACAGCGAAUGUCAGAGCACCAUCCUUAAGAGAAAGAGGCGGACGAGGGAUAGCUUCGACCCAUUCGGUGACCGGGGUGAGAUGUUCUGGGGCGGCGAUGAGGUCCUACGAUGGUUGCGGCGCUACGUUCCGAUCGAGAGAUCCGGCGCCGAGCCCAACAUUUACUUGGUGGAGCCCUCGAAGGAGGACAGCGAGGCUUUCAGUGGCAAGCUCACGUCCAGUACGGCUCAGGCCGGCCAAAAUGAUGCUUCGGGGACUCGAGCCGGCGGCGCUGGCCCCAGUAGUGACGCGCAGAUGGACCCCUUUGUAAAAUUUGUCAAAGAAACUGGAUGGAACAUCAUGGAGAAGUUCAGCAAGGUCACCACUUUCACCAGACGGGCUGCUCAAGACGUCAUACAGAACCCGAAUGUUCCCCCACAAGUCAAGAGGCUUCUUCGCAACCCAGAGGUUCAGACUCUUCAAGAUGAGUUUGACAGUGCGAGGAUAUACCUGGCGCGCUGGGCAAUGGGAAUUGCCGAACAAAGUGAGCGAGAUCGGAGCCAGAGGAUAUGGACUGCUAAGGAGGUCUUGGAGCUCGAGGACACCGAUGUUGGAGAGUUUGAGCUGCUAGACGGCAGUAGCACCAUGUCGUUGGAGGAUAGAAGAAAGACGGUGACGCUGAAAGAAUGGAACACGUUCUUUGAUCCACGAACUGGAAGGCUUUCUGUCACUGUUGACGAAGUCAAAGAACGGGUGUUUCACGGAGGACUGGACCCUGACGAUGGUGUGAGAAAAGAGGCAUGGCUCUUUAUUCUCGGGGUUCACGACUGGUAUAGCACUGCCGAGGAGCGAAAAGCCCAUCUCGCGUCCCUACGAGACGAAUAUGUUAAGUUGAAGGGCGCAUGGUGGGAGAGAUUAGUAGACUUGGGAGGCGAGGGCGAACAGGGCGAGUGGUGGCGUGAGCAACGCGGUCGAAUCGAAAAGGAUGUCCACCGGACAGAUCGUAAUGUGCCCAUCUUCGCCGGAGAAGACAUUCCGCACCCCGAUCCCGACUCCCCCUUUUCCGAGGUCGGCACCAAUGUCCAUCUUGAGCAGAUGAAGGACAUGCUCCUGACGUACAACGAGUACAAUAAGGAUCUCGGCUACGUGCAGGGCAUGUCUGAUCUUCUCGCUCCUAUCUACGCUGUGAUGCAGGACGAUGCCAUCGCCUUUUGGGGCUUCCAGCACUUCAUGGACCGCAUGGAGCGCAAUUUCCUACGAGAUCAGUCUGGCAUGCGGUCUCAGCUACUGACUCUUGAUCAUCUCGUUCAGUUCAUGGACCCCAAGCUUUACGCUCACCUGCAGUCUGCUGAUAGCACAAACUUUUUUUUCUUCUUCCGCAUGUUGCUCGUCUGGUAUAAACGGGAGUUCGAGUGGAUGGAUGUGCUGCGUCUUUGGGAAACUCUGUGGACGGACUAUUUGAGCAGCAGCUUCCACCUAUUUGUGGCCUUGGCCAUUUUGGAGAAGCACCGCGACGUCAUCAUGACCCACCUGCAGCAUUUUGAUGAGGUGCUUAAAUACGUCAACGAGCUUUCCAACACAAUGGAUCUUGACUCAACUCUAAUUCGCGCGGAGGCGCUAUUCCGUCGGUUCCAUCGCCUGGUUGAGGCCGUCGAUAAGAAGGGCAAUUUCCCGGGACCGAGAAUCCGCGACCCGGGGUCUCCUUCAAAGUCGGCAUCUACCGACAAAACUCCACAGGAGAGCCAAAGCAGUGCAGGUCCAGCAUCGCCACGCAAGGACAAGAGCAAGGCAACUGAAGAGCCCGAGGUCAAGAAGAUUAUCACUCCCGAGUUAAGAGAGCUACUUAGCCGGAAGGUCGUGAUCUUGCCGCGGAAAGAAGUAGCGAAGAAGGGCGACGGGCCCGGAAGGUCAUGA
Messenger RNA from Colletotrichum costaricense, 2481 nucleotides. Its product is annotated as GTPase-activating protein GYP7. The transcript is spliced from 4 exons. Lineage: Eukaryota; Fungi; Ascomycota; Sordariomycetes; Glomerellales; Glomerellaceae. Gene Ontology annotation, molecular function: GTPase activator activity. Gene Ontology annotation, biological process: activation of GTPase activity. Bases 1 to 2481 code for a protein of 826 amino acids. The record is from RefSeq and is a predicted model, not a curated record.